Anguilla anguilla (European eel) is the source of this 3520-nucleotide messenger RNA. RefSeq names its product BTB/POZ domain-containing protein KCTD8-like. Gene Ontology annotation, biological process: regulation of G protein-coupled receptor signaling pathway; protein homooligomerization. Bases 420 to 1760 code for a protein of 446 amino acids. The record is from RefSeq and is a predicted model, not a curated record. NCBI's taxonomy places the organism in Eukaryota, Metazoa, Chordata, Actinopteri, Anguilliformes, Anguillidae. Gene Ontology annotation, molecular function: protein binding. The transcript has 2 exons.
UCCCCGGACCCAGUACUAAUGAUGCUGAGAGUUGCUCCAGCCUGAUUUCUCUCCCUGUUUUUGCCACUGUGGCUGUGAGCCGGUUUCACUCUGUGCCUGUUUCUUUGCUGUCGCUGUCGGCGCAACUGGAGACCCUAAUUCAUUUUUUACUCCUUCCUUCCAUCUCCUUCUACCCAUCUCUGUGUCUCUCUCUCUCUCCCUUCCUCUCCUCUCUCUUCCAGCAGGGAUGUAGUACUCUCCUCAAAUGAACUUCUGCACUUCUCUGGCUGCCAAGGACUGGGUUACCUGCACUUUUUAAAAGAGGUGAUUUUUUUUGGCUUUGGCUUAAAAAAAAAAAAAAAAAAAAAAAAAGAAUUCCACUGCUUGUUUUCCCCAUCGUACCUCCUUCACCCACUGCUCACAGCCUGGCUUUGGGGACCAUGGCUCUGAGGGAGAGCAUCCUUCCCAUUAGUGAGGUGUCCUGCCCCUUCCCGGAGGUGGUGGAGCUGAACGUGGGCGGCCAGGUGUACGUCACCAAGCACUCCACGCUGGUCAGCGUCCCCGACACCACCCUGCACGCCAUGUUCUCCCGCCACCCGCUCAAGGACCUGCCACGGGACAGCCGCGGGCGCUUCUUCAUCGACCGCGACGGCUUCCUCUUCCGCUACGUGCUGGACUUCCUGCGGGACAAGCAGCUGGUGCUCCCGGACCACUUCCCCGAGAAGGAGAGGCUCCAGCGCGAGGCCGAGCACUUCCAGCUGGCCGACCUGCUCAAGCUGCUGGCCCCCCGGGUCACCAAGCAGGGCUCCAUGAACGACGAGGGCUGCCAGAGCGACAUCGAGGAGAGCUCCCAGAGCAGCGACCUGGCCCGCGCCGCCGCCGCCGUGGCCGCCGCGGACAAGCGCUCGGGAUUUAUCACCAUCGGCUACCGCGGCUCCUACACCAUGGUGCGCGACAACCAGGCCGACGCCAAGUUCCGGCGGGUGGCCCGCAUCAUGGUGUGCGGCCGCAUCGCCCUGGCCAAGGAGGUGUUCGGGGAGACCCUGAACGAGAGCAGGGACCCCGACCGGCCCCCGGAGAAGUACACGUCCCGCUUCUACCUCAAGUUCACCUACCUGGAGCAGGCCUUCGACCGGCUCUCGGAGGCCGGCUUCCACAUGGUGGCCUGCAACUCCACGGGCACGGCCGCCUUCAUCAACCAGUACAGAGACGACAAGAUAUGGAGCAGCUACACCGAGUACAUCUUUUUCAGGCCGGCAGCGAAGACCGUGUCCCCUAAGCAGGACUGCGAGGAGCGGAAGCAAGAGAAGCUUCCGGACAAGGGGAGCGAGAGCGGCACCUCCCUGAACGAGCUCUCCACCUCCAGCUCCGAGACGCACUCCGAGGCCACCACGCCCCAGGACGGGACGGUGACGGGCGGAGGAGGGGGCGAAAUCGGAGGAGGAGGCGGAGGAGGAGGACCAGGAGGAGGGGGAAGCGGGGCCCUGCAGUCCGUGUCCCGCCAGCCCAGCACCCUGACCUUGGGCCGGCCCUCGAAGAAGGGCUCGGUGCAGUGGAUGCAGCUGCCGGACAAGCGGCGCAACAGCGAGCUCUUCCAGUCGCUGAUGAGCGGGAGCCCGCGCGAGGGCGGCCUCAGCAGGAAGAGGGUGACGGAGAAGCUGAGCGCUGAGGAGGAGAUGAAGCAGUGCAUCCAGGACUUCCACAACAUCAAAAUCCCGCAGGAGUUUCCCGAGCGCAAGCGUCAGUGGCAGUCCGAACUCCUUCAGAAGUAUGACCUAUAGGGACGUUUUUUUUUUUGUUUGUUUUUUUGGGUCUUUUUCUUUCUUUCUUCUCUGGUUGUAGUCGACGGCGAUUUACAUUAUAUUUUUUUAUUUUAUUUUUUAAAAUUGAAAAAAAGCUGGGUUUUGUUUGGUCACUGUGUCCUGACACCAUUCUUCUAGGCUCAGCUCACGUCAUACGGAAACCUAAGCACACCCUUGACUUGACUCAAAUGGUGAACUUCACCUAGCAUGACAUUGGUGUUUAUAUGAUGAACAUUUGUGACUAAACCUUAAGGUUGAUGUGUCACAACAGGAAAUAAUGUCCUGGUUUAAAACAAUGGCACAAUAAUAGUGAGGUAGCAAAGGAAAAAAAUGUUUCAAUAGACCACAGUAAAAUUAUCCCAGAGUUUGCAUGAAUGGAAGAAUCAAAGAAAAAAACACAACAGACUGAUAAAGACAUUUAUCUGAGCAGGCUAACCUGAAAGGAAGCUACCAUAAAUAAUUAAAUUGUAUUCCUAGAUGGCCUCUCGUGAAAUGAACAUUGUCUGAAUGAGCAUUUAAAAGGAUGUUUCCUUAUUUAUUCUGGUUGCAUUUCUAGGCUGUGCUGUCCGUGCAAUGGUCAAUGAUGACAUUUUUCAUUUAUUUAUUUCUUUAUUUCGUGCUGUGAUUUAUGUGUGAGGGCUAAUGUCGAGAAAAUGUCAGCCGUAUUCCUAUUUUAGAACUGUUUUUUGAAAAAAAAUAUAUAGCUUGUCGGAGUCAUGAGUUUAUAUUAAAUGUCGAGAAUUAGUCCGCUGAAGUGCAGUUCUGCCUGAGGAGUCAGCCCUAGACCUACUGUGGGUAAAUAAUCAGUUCAGAUGUGGCAAGGUGGGAAAGAAAUGUAUUUAAACCCUAGAAUGCAGCCCAAGUUCCUUGUUUGCUCUUGUUCAGCAACCUCAUUUAAAAAUAUAGUGCUAAUCUAUUGGCCUAUGCUUCUCAAAUUGGUCAUGACAAACAGGAGAUAAAUGUGCCAAUUUUUAUACUGGUAUCUGGGUUUGUGUCAGUUUCCAUUUCCAUUCAGACAAUUCAGGAAAUUAAUUGAAAUUCAGCUAAUUCAGAAAUCCUCAUGAAAUUAUAUUGGCAGUUUUCAUUUCAGGGGUUGAAUUAGAACUAAUUUUCUGAACUGAACUGAAAUGGAAUUGACAAUGAUUGGUAUACCACUAUUCUUAGUUUCAGGUGUGUGUCUUUUGGACCUUAAGGACCUCUUUUUUUUGUUCUUUUAUAAAGAGUCUCUCACAUACUGUUUGGAUAUCAUCUGAAAAUAACUGAUUUCUUAACUGGUCGAAGUACAUGGCAGACAUAAUUCAUGUAUGCUUGUGAUAUUACAAUCUGUACUUGCUGUAAUUAUUUAUAAGUACUGUCUGUGUCUUUAUUAUAGACUUAAAAAAAACUUUAUUUUCCACAUUUCAUACCCACAACAAUCUUGUCAAAAAAUAAGAUCAAAGAUCCAUCUAUUUUGCAGUCAUGAUUGCGGUCCAUUUUUGUACGGGUCUGCCAGGAAAGAAUACAUGAUUGCAGGAUUGCAUCCUAGGGAUAAGACAGGCAGAGCAGACACAGCACUGCAGUACCCCAGCACUGUGCAGUAUAUUAUCAGGAAACACAAUGUCAAAUUGUGCUCUUUGUUCCAAACCACCCACGGGGGUUCAUGAGGGUGCCUGCAACAGCGAAGCAAAAACGUAAUUAUUUUUUAUCGAUUGCCCUUAAUCAACAUUCUCUUGUCUAAUUAAAGUGCAGAGUCAAACUAA